Molecule: messenger RNA, 4972 nt
Organism: Notechis scutatus (mainland tiger snake)
Lineage: Eukaryota; Metazoa; Chordata; Lepidosauria; Squamata; Elapidae
Source: RefSeq, a predicted model, not a curated record
CUUGGAGAAACAGCCACCAAUUUUACCUGACAAGCACAAGGAAAGGUGGUGUUAGAGGCUAGAAGGAGCAAGAGAAUUAGGAAGCUGGAAAGUUUGCAAAAAAAAAAAAAAAGUAAAGUAGCACCCAGAAAAAGAUGAGUAAAGCUCAUUAGUGGAAGGGGAAACCAUGAGAAGGAAGUAGAAUUGGGAGGAGAGGCAUAGAGACACAAAGGGAGGAUAGGUGGAGAAGAAAAAGGAGGUCAAACUAGAAGAUGACAAGGAAGUGACAAGAAGAAGCCUGCAGUGAAGGCGGGGAGAGAGAGCAACGGAUGGCAGCAAGUGCAGCUGCCUUGUCUUGAGGAGGUACUAAAGCCUCUGGCUUGUUUUCUUGCCUUGGUGGUGCUAUUUCAGCUUGGCCCACAGCAUGAUGAAGAAGCAGUUUAACUGGAUGCGGCAACAGCUCAGUUACCCAAGUAGCAGUGGACGAGCCCAAGAGACAGCGGAUUACUUGACUGAAGACUUGCUCCAGGUUGAACAGAGAAUUGAACCAGUCAAACGGGCAGCACAUAAUGUGCACAAGAGGCUUGUGGCUUGCCUCCAGGGGCAAUAUGGAGCAGAACUGGACAAACGGGUGAAAAAGUUACCUUUGAUGGCAUUAUCAGUCACUAUGGCUGAAAGUUUUAAGGAAUUAGACAUGGAUUCCAGUCUUGGGAAAGCUCUAGAAAUGAGUUGCUGCAUUCAAAGCAUGCUGGCCAGGAUCCUUGCAGAGUUUGAAAUUACUCUUGAACAAGAUGUCCUACAACCCCUGAAUAAACUGAGUGAGGAGGAGCUGCCUGUCAUCCUGAAACACAAAAAGAAUCUUCAGAAACUUAUUCUGGAUUGGAACACCAUCAAAAGCCGUCUAAACCAAGCUGCCAAGAAUUCCAGUAAUAGUGUCAGUGCUAUCACAACUUCAGGAGCCUCAUCAGCUGCCGUAAAGUUGGAGAAUCUGAAGGAGGAAGAAGAGGAGAUGAAGAGGAGGGUGGAGCAGAGUAAGGAUGAAUAUAUGGCUGAUUUAUAUCAUUUUUCAACCAAGGAGGACAGCUAUGCUAAGUACUUUAUCAAAUUGCUGGAAAUCCAGGCAGAAUAUCAUCAGAAGUCUCUGGAAUCUCUAAAUUCCAGCUUGGCAGAGCUAAUGAGUUCUCACAACCAAACAGAUGCCCCUUUUCCAUUAGAUCCAGCUGUACCAGGGGUGUAUGGAAUGCCAUUAGAGACUCACCUGAAGGCUGCUGGGCGAGAGAUUGCACUUCCCAUUGAAGCCUGUGUUAUGAUGCUGUUGACCGCAGGUAUGCAGGAAGAGGGGCUCUUCCGGUUGGCAGCAGGAGCUUCUGUGCUGAAGAAACUAAAAUACUGCCUGGACAGUGGCUCAAAUAUUUUGGAUGAAUUCUACAUAGACCCUCAUGCUGUGGCAGGUAGGUGAUCAGCAUACUUUCUUAGAAAUUUACGAAAAAAUCUUCCUCUCCUAACACAUGACCCUUUCCCCCCUUCACUCUUCCUUUUCAGUGCCAAAGAGCCAGAAAUUCAACUAGAGUGCCUCAAGGAUGUUUGUAAUCUUCUUCCCAAGGACAACUACAACAAUCUGAGGUAUCUGAUUCGUUUUUUAGCCAAGCUGGCUGAACAACAGGAAGUGAAUAAAAUGUCCCCAAGCAACAUUGCUAUAGUCCUAGGACCCAACCUACUGUGGCCACAGGAGAAUGAAGGGUCCCAAGUGCAGCUAGACAUAGCUUCUGUAUCCUCCAUCCAAGUUGUGGGAGUUGUGGAGCCGCUCAUACAAAAUGCUGAGAUCCUCUUUCCAGGAGAUAUUGACUUCAAUGUCUCCAGUCUGUUCACUCCUCCAAUGGACAUCAAAAAUCAAAACAUCCCCACAACAGAAGAAGCUACAGCAGUGUUUCUGCCUUCUGAAUCUAAUUUCCCUAUGCCUGAAGAAAGGAACAAUGCUGAAGUUAUUCCAGAAACAGUGCCCUCAAAAGUGACCCAGUCAUCUACUGAAACAACAAUCUGUCCACCUACCUCUGCUUCUGCUGAUGAGACCUCACGAAAAACAAAGCGGGUGGCUCCACCCAGACCUACCAUACCUCCACCCCAUCCUCAAACCACGCCACCUGCUCACCGUCACAUGCCUCCUCCUCCUCCUCCUCCUUCAGAGUCUUCCUCCAUCCCUAAAGCCUUGCCUCGAAGAACAGUGGGGGGACCAGCACGGGUGCCAGUGGUGCCACCACCUCUUCCCCCACAGCCCGCCAGACGGCAGAGUCACAAAGCUCCGCCAUCACCCAGGCGUCCUUCAGAAGCUACGAACAAUAAGGCAGCUGCAGCUGAAGAGGAUUCUGCUCAUGUCUGCAGUAGAGAAACGCCCAAAGAUUCUGUCCAUACCCAGAAAGAAGCCAAUGAAGGAAAGAACAGCUCUCCAUCUGCUGCUGCUCAGAAAUUAUACCAUACAUCUUGUAUUAACCCUAUCUAUGAGAAUUAUACUUACCCUUUUAGUGGUCCCGCCAUUGGACGACGACACCCCCGCCCACCCCAGCUUUCCCUCCGUUUCAGUUCUAACCGGGUCGAGCCCCCGGCUCUUCAGGCAUCUGAUUGGUACCGUUUCCUAAAUCCAUCAAGGGAACGGCGCGCUUCUGAUUGGUUGCGGUCACCGCGAGGAGGACCGGGGGGGGGGUGGAGGGGCGGCGAGAGCGGUUCCAGCAUGGCGGGCUGCAGGCGGCUGAGCGGCGCUUGUCUGCGCGAGGUGCUGGGCGAGGCGCAGGGGCUGCUCUUCGACUGCGACGGGGUCCUGUGGACCGGAGAGCGGGCGGUUCCCGGGGCGCCGGAGCUGCUGGAGCGCCUGAGCCAGAACGGGAAGAGCACCCUGUUCGUGUCCAACAACAGCCGCCGCUCCGUGGCCGAGCUGGAGCGCCGCUUCUCCCGCCUGGGCUUCCGCGGCGUCCGCGGCGAGCAGGUGUUCAGCUCCGCUCUCUGCUCCGCUCUCUACCUCCGCCAGCGGCUUCUGGGCGGGGAAGCCGGAGCUGGCGACUCGACCCCGGGCCGGGUCUUCGUGCUGGGCGGGGAAGGGCUGCGCGGGGAGCUGCGCGACGCGGGGCUCCGCCUGACCGGAGAAGAAGGGGACGGCGACGAAGAGCCUCCGGGCCAGGAGGCCCUCCCGGUGCGCGCCGUCGUCGUCGGCUACGACGACCAGUUCACCUUCGCUAAGCUCUCGGAGGCCUGCGCCUAUUUGCGCGACCCGCGGUGCCUGCUGGUGGCCACCGACCCAGACCCCUGGCACCCGCUUAGCAGUGGGCAGCGCACCCCGGGGACAGGGAGUCUCACUGCUGCAGUUGAAACAGCCUCUGGUCGCAAAGCAACAGUAAUUGGAAAACCAAACACAUACAUGUUUGAAUGCAUUGUAGAGCGCUUUGGUGUAGAUCCAUCCCGCAUGCUUAUGGUGGGUGAUCGGCUGGAAACGGAUAUACUGUUUGGCAAGAACUGUGGCCUUGAUACUGUCUUGACCCUGACAGGUGUCUCUAAUUUAGAGGAGGCACAGGCUUACAUGGCCAGUGACAGCCCUUCAGCCAAGGACCUGGUGCCUCACUACUAUGUGGACAGCAUUGCAGACUUAAUACCAGGCCUGGAUGAAUGAGGGGAGAAGUGGGUGGGAAACAGUCCUGUUUCCAUUCCAGACUGCCAACCUUUCCUCCUCCUGUCUCCCCUCUUGAAUCCGGGCUCAUCACAUUCCAGUGUUUCUUCAAGAAUGAAGAGAGUGGGACUAAUUCCCCUCUCAUUCUUUAAGAUUACUCGGUUUUAUUUUAGACACAGUAGGGGAGCAGGAAAUCUAAUGUGAAAAAAAGGUGGUUUACAGGCCAAACUAGUAUUUAUUACUGUUUUUCAUCACAGUAACUAUUUAAAUUAUUUUAAUUUUAUUGUAGCCAAUAGUGGUCGUCUUACUGUUGGCCUUUGCUUUACUUUGAAGCAUAAUGAUGUACUUGAUGUGCUUUUGUAAUGUUCGUCUCCAGGCUUAAAUAUAACCACUACCAUUCCACGCCUGUUUUGAAGUUCUUCUCCAAGAACCUAUGCUGUGAAAAGGAAACAUCAGGUACAUAUUCAGACAAUAUGACACUGAGCCUCCACAAAAUGGUCCUUUGGGUUUAUUCCUGUGGAUGUUUAUGUAGUUGAAAUUCAUUCAAACAAUUUAGCUGAUCCAGGAGUUGUAAGAACUAAGACCAUUUUUUAAAAUUGAAGCUAAAUACAGGAGCCAUCCUAACAGAAUCAAAUAAAUUCCUCCAUAGGAUUUGUUCCAAAGUGCUUUGUUUUGUGCAGGAAAGAAAAUGACAGCUGUCAAAAAGGAACUCAAUAUCCAGAGUAUAUAUUAAUGAAUUAAAAUGUUAAUAUCCUUUUUCUGUCUUGAGUCUUAUCAGCUUAAAUGUUUCUUUAUCCAAUUUCAUUUUGGUAUAUGGAAUUGCUACUGCUGCAUCAAACUAAGUUGCAUACAAUAAUUUUGGUGCCACAGUGUUCAAAACUGACUCACUUUAUCUUGGUAAUUCUGUAGUCACAGCCUCCAGAUAUUCUUGCCUAAGCAAAAUCAAGAACUUGAUUAUUUUAUUCCCUUUCCCCCCCCCCCUAACUGGGCAAACUGAUAAAUUUCAUCAGUAAACAUUUUAGCUCCUGUCUGUGCCUGAUACACCUCUGUCCUAGAGGAGGGAUGAAUAUGUGUUCUCCUCCUGCCCUGCCAUGGUGAGCUUGACCUGCGGGAUAAUGUUGGCAUUGCCAGUGGUGUCUGUACCACUGUAUCCCCAAAUCAGUCCUUGCUGUUCUUUUAAUGGUUUAUUAUGUAUUUAUUAAUGUGUUUGUAUAAAUUAUGCUGAUCAAUUGUGCCAAAGUGGUAUGUUGCCUCUGGGCCUACUCACUAACUGUACCUCCAUGAUGUUGUGCUUUUUCUGACACUUGCUGUCAUUCUGCAUAUAAUAAAUUGCAGACACCA